Molecule: messenger RNA, 876 nt
Organism: Aspergillus aculeatinus CBS 121060
Lineage: Eukaryota; Fungi; Ascomycota; Eurotiomycetes; Eurotiales; Aspergillaceae
Product: sulfotransferase family protein
Exons: 1
Coding region: 103-876 (257 amino acids)
Source: RefSeq, a predicted model, not a curated record
CACCUCAUCCCCUCAGGGCAUUCAUUUUCAACCCAGAUUUCUCACUUCAACAUCGAAAACACAAUCGUCAUCACCUUCUACGUUCUAGAUUGAAUACCAACAAUGGGCCAACAAGCAUCCGUCCCCCGCCCCGGCACGGACCUGCAGGUGAUCGGGGCGGGGCUCUCCCGCACGGGAACCGCAUCCUUCAGCGCAGCCCUAGAGAUCCUCCUGGACGCCCCCGUCUACCACGGGGGCACGCAAACCACCAUGGGGCCCCCCCUUGAGAUCCAAUCGUGGAACGCCAUCCUGCGCACCUGGCUCGCGGGCGAUAGGCCGCAAACCCUGCAGCGGCUGCGGGCCCGCACCGCCGGCUACGGCGCGAUCACCGACGCCCCGGCCAGCCAAUUGGUCCCCGAACUGCUCGAGCUCUAUCCCCGUGCCAAAGUGAUCGUGACCGUGCGCGAUCGCGACAGCUGGGUGCAGAGCAUGCAGCAGAUCAGCUCCCUGGCCAAGCUGUGGUUUCUAGGGGCGGUUCUGCUCCCCUUGCCGGGGAUGCGGUACUUCGUGACGUAUAUCGACCUGCUGCAGCGCCAGUGGGAUCGGAUCUACGGGAAUAGCCGCGAUAACGCCUGGAUCUACGACCGGCAUCUGGAGUGGCUGAAGGAGGUGGUGCCCGCGGAUCAGUUGGUGUUGUUCAGUGUCAAGGAGGGGUGGGAGCCACUGUGUCGGGCGCUGGGCAAGGAGGUUCCCAAGGGUAUUCCUUUCCCCAGAAUUAAUGAUUCCAAAGCGAUCGAUCGCGUGGCGGCUUAUCAUAUUAAGCGGGGGUUGGCGCGAUGGGCUGUGGUCUUCGCUGUGAUGGGGUUGGUGGGGGCGUGGUGGGUUUCUGGGAGGUGA